CGCACAGGACCCUGAAAUCCUGAACUCUCUACGAUCCCCGAAGCCGCCGCCGCCGCCGCCGCCACCGGCCGCCUGCUCAGGUGACUGGAUUCGGUCCUUCCCCCCCCGAAGCCACCGCUGCCGAGCCUUCAACCUCCUCACGCCGCCGUCCCGUCUACCGGGUCCCGCCGCCGAGCCCACGGACGCCUCCCCGCACAGGAAGCCGCCCCCUAAGCCCCGUACCGACGGCAAGGAGUGUCGCCACAACCGCUGUCAACUACGGCAUUACACAUCUCGCGGUUCACAAAUCUCAAAAGGAAACCGCGGGGGGCAUGGCCAUGGCCGUGGCGGAGGCACGUCUCCGGCAGGAGAAGGUGAAGAAGUUCGAAGAUUUCGUGGACCGACGCCUCAAGCCUGACCUUGUGAACGCCAUAGCCCAGCGCGAUAACUUGUUCCAGCAGCAGAAGACUUUCUUGGAUUUGAAGAAGAACAUCGAAAAUUUGGAAAAGAAUGGUGUAACGAGCAUGCGCUCCAUGGUCAAUCUUGGCUCAGAGGUGUACAUGCAAGCAGAAGUGCCGGACACGAGGCACAUUUUUGUGGAUAUCGGUCUAGGUUUUCAUGUGGAAUUUACUUGGCAAGAGGCUCUGCAGUUUAUAUCUGUACGAGAAGCAAGGUUGGCCAGACAAAUAGACGAGUACACACACCUCAUAGCGAGCAUAAAGGCACAGAUCAAGAUGGUAUGUGAAGGUAUCCGUGAACUCCUGCAAUUACCAGCGGAGUGAGCUAGGUAUGUGAAGGUAUCCGUGAACUCCUGCAAUUACCAGCGGAGUGAGCUAGGUAUGUGAAGGUAUCCGUGAACUCCUGCAGUUACCAGCGGAGUGAGCUGCCGGAGAGACGCACCAAACUAGCGGCAGAGAGAGAUAUAUGUUUGGUAGGGGGACGCAUGUAUGUUGCAUGUAUGUUUUAAGAUUCUUACACGAAGGGUAUGACAAGAAUGCAGCUCCCAAAUCCCAAUGUUGACUAGGAGGCAAAUGAGAAUGCUGUGAUCAUUGAACUCGUGUUUAAAUUCUGGGACGUUUGUUGAAAAUCACAAGUGUCUUGACUUGA
Molecule: messenger RNA, 1086 nt
Organism: Hordeum vulgare subsp. vulgare (domesticated barley)
Lineage: Eukaryota; Viridiplantae; Streptophyta; Magnoliopsida; Poales; Poaceae
Product: protein UXT homolog
Exons: 6
Coding region: 312-761 (149 amino acids)
Biological process (GO): positive regulation of transcription by RNA polymerase II
Cellular component (GO): mediator complex; chromatin
Molecular function (GO): transcription coregulator activity
Source: RefSeq, a predicted model, not a curated record